GAAGCUGUCGUCAAGAAAUUGGCAGUUGUCAGAGCAAGCUUGAGUGAGAUAGGCGCAUCACUUAUAAUGAAGUUACUUAUAAAAGUGGUGCUUGGAGUGUUAUUGUUUAGCAUUGCAAGUUGUUAUAAAUACUGCGAGGACUGUAUUCUAAUAACGCGAUGCGAGAAGGCCUUAGAGAGAGUAAAACAUCACAAAAGCGAUGCAACUGUGAAAAUGCUGAAAAAUGCUCACUGCGGCUUUGAUGGAGUCACUCACAAGGUCUGCUGCACAGAAUUAAUGAUUAACAUGCGAACGUUGGAAGAUGAUUCAACUAACGAAUUCGACAUAGAAAAACAUCCCAAUAUAAAACUGUUGUCGGAAGAAUGCGGAGAUACAGACGGAAAUAAAAUCGUUGGCGGAAGCAGAACUACGCUAUAUGAGUUCCCCUGGUUAGCAAUAAUCAUCCAUAAAAAUGCCGGUACUUUAUAUAUGAACUGUGGGGGUUCGUUGAUUAAUUCAAGAUACGUGCUAACUGCAGCUCAUUGCAUUAAGGGAAGGGAAGUCUCCAAAGUCCGAAUUGGAGAAUACGACCUCAGCACAGAAAUCGAUUGUACUGGAGAAGAUGCUUUUAUCCAAUGCGCACCUAAAUAUCAGGAAAUAGAUGUGUCGGAGCAGAUCUAUCACGAAGCUUACAAUAACGACCCUCUCAUCAUAAACGACAUCGGUCUUUUACGUCUUAAAAAAUCUGUCGACCUAAGCUACAGAAAUUCUGGUCUGAUAUGCCUGCCGAUAACAAAUUCGCUCCUAAAUUUAAACAUAUAUGGUGAAAGAGGGACUGUGGCCGGUUGGGGUAUAACUGAAAGUAACACGAAGUCUAAUGUCCUACUCAAAGUUGGAGUUCCAAUAUUUUCGCCCAGAACGUGCUUAAGGUGGUACAACAGGAAUCGUCAUAUGACCAUGGAAUCUUACAAUCGAUUGACAAAUACAUUCUGCGCCGGCGAGCUGGGUCACGAUUCAUGCAAAGGCGACUCCGGCGGGCCACUUAUGUACGAAGGCUUCAUAACGAAUACAUACAAACUAGUACAAUACGGUAUCGUGUCUUACGGAAAUUUGGACUGCGGCACUGAACCACCUACUAUAUACACAGAUGUCAGAAAAUAUAUGAAAUGGAUUAUGGACCAUAUAAGGCCUUAAUCAUCUAGAAUAUUUUUACUAAGAAGAAAUGUAAUGGUUAUUUAUAUGACAUAAAUUUGUAAAGAAUUACUGUUUUUUUAUAAUAACAAUAGACACAAUACUACUUGACAAAGUAGUGUUUACCAGACUAAUAUUUUACAACACCAAUAUUGUUGUUUGCU
This is a messenger RNA of Papilio machaon (common yellow swallowtail), 1334 nucleotides long. RefSeq names its product CLIP domain-containing serine protease 2. The transcript has 7 exons. Gene Ontology annotation, molecular function: serine-type endopeptidase activity. Bases 67 to 1173 code for a protein of 368 amino acids. The record is from RefSeq and is a predicted model, not a curated record. Gene Ontology annotation, biological process: proteolysis. Lineage: Eukaryota; Metazoa; Arthropoda; Insecta; Lepidoptera; Papilionidae.